UGUCAUCUGCGCUUCAGGAAACUGCUGCAGUCUGCCGCUCUGUUCAGCCGUACUCACAUGACAUGAAACUUUGGAGAUAAAACACAUGGAAGAAAAUGUGGAUUUCAAGGCCCUCCGGGCCAAAUUUCACGCUCAGUUAGAAAUGGCAGGUUCCGGAGGCGGAUCCGCCAUCAAACCUCACGCAGUUGGUGCGCUGCCAGAGUCUCUAACCAAUGGAGCGCUCCGAAACAAGACUUCAGCUGUGCCUCCAAGACCAGUCGUUCCUCUGAACUCUUUAGGUGAACCAAAGAUGUUUCACUCGGGUCCUCAAGGAGUGUUCCCAAGGCCUCCUCCCGCUCAUCGUUUAGGAGCCCAGGAGAGUCCUAAAACGCCCCCUACGGAGGUCAAUGUGCCGAGCAGAGUCAAACUGACAGGAGAACUUCUUCAGAGCAAGAUACUAAAACAGCAAAGCGACAUGAAAGUGUCUUCAGCUUUCAAACCGCCACUGCCGAGCCAGAGGAGUGUGUCGGAGGUAGUACCGCUAAGGAAGCCGCUUCCCAACGUCGGACCACGACCGUCAAAACCAAAACGGCCUCCGUAUGUAAAUCUGGAUCACUUACGGAAAAAAGCCCCUGUUGUUCUUCCCAAAAGACCUAUAGAAUCACAAUGUUUGAAAGGACCAGCAAGACCCCCAAAGUUGACAUCAUCCUUUUCAGAACUAAACAUUUCCCCGGAGCCUGAAACCUAUGAUGACAUCAGCUCACUCCCACCACCUCCUCCCCCACCUCCCAAGCCAAGAGACUCAUGGACUGACAGUUACCCUUCUCAGCACGAGGACAGCGAUCAGGAAAUCUAUGAAGACCCAGACAAACCUGUUCCUAUUGAGAGGCAUGUCUUAAAAGAUAAUAAAAAGGUAGAGCUGGACAAGAAAGAACUGAAGGAAAAGCAGAAGCAGGAAAAUGAGUAUAGAAAAAAAUUUAAGCUGAAUGGACCUAUUGAGGUUAUCCACAUGGCUCGUGUGAGAGAGGACUGGCAGGGCGGAAAGAAUGACCUGAUCGUGCGACAGGGGGAGAGCGUGGAGAUCAUCCGUGUGAACAACAACCCUGAAGGGAAAUGGCUGGCACGAAACAUGAGGGGCAGCAUUGGCUACAUCAGCAACUCCUGUGUGGAUGUGGAUUAUGAGGAAGUGAAGCGGAAACUCCGUAAUCAAGCCACCCCCUCCUUCCACCCUCCUGUAGUCCAGGCCAUCAACCCAGAAUUUUAUGAUGAUAUCGGCUCCAACGACCAACUGGACAGCAGUUUUCACAGCGAUGAUGUAUAUGAUGAUGUGGACCAUGACUUUCCUCCUCCUCCCCCAGAGAUCAGCCACGAUCCGAAAAAGGCCAAGCAGCAGGAGAAAGAGUUUCGAAAGAAAUUUAAGUUUGAAGGGCCCAUCCGAGUUCUGUACACCAUGAUGGUGGACCCUAAUGCCAGUUUGAAGAAGGGUGGGAACAAAGACCUGCCGGUGGUCCGUGGAGAGAUUCUUGAGGUUAUACAGGAGACCAACAAGAAGCGAUUUCUGUGCCGUAAUAACGAGGGGAAAUAUGGAUACGUGCCAUUGAAUUACCUUUUGCCUGAGGAGAAUGAUGUUUAUGAUGACAUUGACGCUGCUUCAGAUAUAUAUGAUAAUGAUGACAGCUGACCUGCUUGGAGAUGAUGUGUAUCAUCCAAAUAAAAGUGUUUUUACCUGAGAAAGUAAAAAGAGACUGAACCAUCUGUUCCCUGUAUGAAUGAAUGACAUGGUUUGAAAUUUGCUUCAGGAAACUAAAGCUCAAAGCUUUGUAUAUUGUAGAAAUAAUUAUUAUGAAACAUUAUAAUUAUUAUUAUUGACAAAUAUUUUGUAAAAAAUGACUUGUAAUUAUUAUAGGGAUGAUUUUGAUUUUUGUUAGAUUUGAUAAAGAUUCUUAUUUUUUUCUGAUACUGACAAUUCAGCACUGUUCAAAUAAAAAUAAAUAAAG
This is a messenger RNA of Megalobrama amblycephala (Wuchang bream), 1976 nucleotides long. RefSeq names its product FYN-binding protein 1. The coding region runs from base 86 to 1660 and encodes 524 amino acids. Lineage: Eukaryota; Metazoa; Chordata; Actinopteri; Cypriniformes; Xenocyprididae. The record is from RefSeq and is a predicted model, not a curated record. Gene Ontology annotation, cellular component: plasma membrane. Gene Ontology annotation, molecular function: protein binding. The transcript has 16 exons. Gene Ontology annotation, biological process: integrin-mediated signaling pathway; protein localization to plasma membrane; T cell receptor signaling pathway.